UUAACCCCCUAUGGAGAAUGGGAGCCCCAGUAGGCACCUGCAGCGGCUCGGAGGAAAGGAAAGGUCUGAGGCGGCGGCGGCGGCGGCGGCGGCUGCCACGUCAUGGUCGUCAAGCGGCGGGGCUUCUUGGCCCAGCCGGUUCGUGCUGUGUCUGUACGCGGUGGGCUUCCUGGACUUCUUUGGUGUCAGUAUGAUUGUCCCCUUAUUAAGCCUUCAUGUCAGGUCUUUAGGAGCGAGUCCAACAGUUGCAGGAGUGGUGGGAUCUUUAUAUGGAAUACUACAGCUCUUUUCAAGCACCUUAGUGGGAUCUUGGAGUGAUGUAGUAGGAAGACCAUAUUGCCUACUUGUCUGCAUUCUCUUCAGUGCAUUGGGUUAUUUUGUCCUCAGUAUGUCCACCAAUGUGUUUUUAUUUGCCAUUGCCCGGAUUUUUGUGGGUAUUUUCAAACACACACAUUCCAUUUCAAAAGUUCUCAUUUCUGACCUGGUUUCUGAGAGGGACCGCCUCCUAGUAAUAGGACAUUUCAACGCAGUCUCCAAUUUUGGUUUCAUUCUGGGACCUGUCGUUGGAGGCUACCUUACAGAGCUAGAGGGUGGCUUUUACCUGACAGCCUUCAUCUGUGCUUCCAUCUUCAUCUUGAAUGCUGGUCUUUUCUGGAUGCUGCUAUGGUGUGAAAAAAAGACUUAUGGUAAUGAAUGGAUUUCUAUGACCAAAGUAAGAGAUGUUCGGUCAGCGGAGGUAAAACACAGCCUGCAGUUUCAGUCUCUAUCUCAUGGCGCCAUGAAGCAUGUUACUCCUACUGAGCCUUCUUGGACUCAAGUGGUGUCUGUGCUGAAGAGAUUUGGGAUCAUUGCAAGUUCUGAUCUGUGGGAUGUUUUUCUGGUACGGCUCCUGAUGUCUGUUGCAGUAAUGCUGUAUCAUAGCAAUUUUGUCUUGGCACUUGAUGAGAGGUUUGGGAUGAAGCCUAAACUCACUGGCUACCUCAUAAGCUACAGCAGCACACUUGGAGUAGUUGCUGGCUUUCUGCUUGGACCAAUCACAAGAUUCUAUCAGCACAACACCUAUGCCAUUUUACUACGGUCCACUGUUAUCACCUGUGUGUUCAUGGUGUUAUAUGCUCUAUCCAAAAGUAUAUGGACAGUGAUCUUGUCUUCCACAUUUUUAGCAUUUUCAACCACUGUAGGACGUACUUGUACUACUGACCUUGAACUGACCCUGGGUGGGAACCAGGCCAGUGGUAUGCUCAUCGGAGUGGGUCAGUCCGUCUCAGCUGUGGGCCGCAUUGUUUCUCCACUUCUCUCAGGAAUUGCCCAGGAGAUCAGCCCAUGCGGGCCUGCCGUUGUUGGAGGCCUGUUAGGACUUACCACUGUUCUCAUCCUGGUCUUGAAUAAAUCGCGGUUUUCCGGCAGCAGGAAUACAAAACUGAAAAGCACAUAGUGAAGUGUUUGUAACAAAAACAAAACUGUUGAGAGAAAUGUGAAUGUUGCAUUAAAGACUGUAAGUCUUCAA
Elgaria multicarinata webbii is the source of this 1507-nucleotide messenger RNA. RefSeq names its product major facilitator superfamily domain containing 9 (gene SLC67A2). NCBI's taxonomy places the organism in Eukaryota, Metazoa, Chordata, Lepidosauria, Squamata, Anguidae. The coding region runs from base 11 to 1435 and encodes 474 amino acids. The record is from RefSeq and is a predicted model, not a curated record. The transcript is spliced from 6 exons. Gene Ontology annotation, molecular function: transmembrane transporter activity. Gene Ontology annotation, biological process: transmembrane transport.